Molecule: messenger RNA, 1664 nt
Organism: Volvox carteri f. nagariensis
Lineage: Eukaryota; Viridiplantae; Chlorophyta; Chlorophyceae; Chlamydomonadales; Volvocaceae
Exons: 10
Coding region: 15-1664 (549 amino acids)
Biological process (GO): microtubule anchoring
Cellular component (GO): cytoskeleton
Molecular function (GO): microtubule binding
Source: RefSeq, a predicted model, not a curated record
CACAGAUUGUAACAAUGCUUCGCCAACAAGCUGUUCUGCCCCAGCGGGCUGCGCAAGUCCACCGAGUUCGGGCGGCGUUGCCCGUCCGGCCCCGGUCGGCGAUCGUCGUUCGGGCCGAGGGCAAUGGGCGCAACAGCGACAGCUUUCUGGCUGGAGUUGUUGUUGGCGGUGUAGUGUUUGGCGCACUUGGGUUCCUAUUUGCUCCGCAGAUUUCUAAGGCUAUCCUUGGGGAUGACCAACGGCUAAAGUUGCCACGUUUCCUGGAGGAUGAGCAGCCCAAGGACCCGGAGCAAACGAAGCAGGACCUCAUUGAGAAGAUUGCCCAACUGAACGCGUCUAUCGAUGAGGUUGCAGCCCAGCUCAAAGAGUACUGGGAGAAGAAAGCCCCCCACGAGCGCACCGCGUCCAUGUUACCCCGAAGCCAAUUAGGACCGGACGGCCCAUUUGAUGGGACGACAUCGUACGGCACCAAUUUCCAGGCGCCAGCGGGAGCCGGCCCCGCUCAAUCCUUCAAACCUCCCGCGGGCGAGAAGGAGAACCUGCCGUUUAGCCCCUGGACCACUUACAAGGUCGAUUACCCCGCCAAGGAUGUGCCGUACAACCGUGUACGACCGGCCAACAAGCUCCAGCCCGCAGCCGGACCUUUCCAGGACUCUACGACCAUGAAGGAGUCCUUCCCCGGUUGGGCGGGUGCAAAACCCUCCACGCCGGCCGCCGGGCGCUCCGUGUCCGUACCGCGUGCCGUGGGGCCCUUUGACGGCGUCAGCGCCUACAAGGUCGCCAUCCUCUUUAAGGCGGGAAAGCGGGAGGGGGAUGAUUACCGCCGUUGGCCGGGUGCUCGUCCACAACCUGCCGUACCGCUGCUGGGCCAACGAGCGGCCCUCCCCGGGGGCGCCUUUAACGACGCGACCACUCACCGCUCGGUCUACACACCUAAGCAGGUCUCGCCACCGGAGCGUGUACGGCACUCGGACGAGACGAUGCGGCCGGAUGGUUGGUACGACGGCGUGCCGUCAACGGAGUACCGGCGGCAUUACGUGGAGAAGGCCGGGGACCCCCCGCCGCGGGCCGCGGCCACCACGGGUGCAUCGGGCGCAGCGUUGCCCAAGGGGCCGUUUUCGGGGUCGACGACGUACGGCACGGAGUUUCGGCCGCGUACGGCACCGGAGUACGAACGUGCGGGGCGGCCGGCUGACGACCCGCGGGACUCGGGGCCGUUUGAGGGCGUCAGCACGUACAAGGACACGUACGUCAAGAAGGACGUGCCAUACCAACGUAUCCGUCCCUCCGCCAAGCUCCAGCCCGCCGCCGGCCCCUUCCAGGACACCACCGAAAUGAAGACCAGCUUCCAAAACUGGGGCACGCAACCCGUCACGAAGGCAGGCCCCAGCGCAUCUGGAAACCUGGCUUCCGUGGGACCUUUUGACGGUACGACAACGUACCGUACGGAUUUCCACAAGAUGAAUGGCGGCUUGCGGGCGAUGGCGGGUCGGCCCACGAGUGGCACUCGAGCGCUCCGAGGCAAAGGGCCCUUCGAGGGCGUCAGCAUGUAUACGACAGAUUACAUACCGAAGCCGUACCAGCCCGUGGAGAGCUAUAAACCUUGUGAAUGUGACGGCGACCCGGACUGCGAGCUGGCCAUGCACGGCGUGGGAUCGCACUGA